AUGUGCCACCCAGGCCCUGCAGUCGGUUUGCUAAGAGCUUACCAGCCAACUUAUAGGGAUCACUUCUACACCACUGAUGCCAUUGAGAUGGACCAAGCCGUCAAUAGACUUGGGUACACCAGGGAAGAAACUUCCGGAUACGUCUUUUCCACUCCAUGGCAUUCCACUACCCCGCUCUAUCGCAUGUACAACCCCACAGUCUCUGACCAUUUCUACACCACGUCAUAUUCCGAGGUGCAGAGCGCGACUGCAGUCGGUUACAAUUAUGAGAUGAUUGCGGCAUAUGUGUAUGAGGCCAACAUAUGCGGAAGCGUUGCCUUCUACCGUCUGUACAGUCCCAGCGCCACGGAUCACUUUUACACCACAUCCGCAUCAGAGGCGAGCAACGCUGUUGCUAACCUUGGUUAUACCUUGGAGAGCGUCGUGGGUUACGUGCUCCCUGUGAAACCUUAA
Messenger RNA from Suillus bovinus, 453 nucleotides. RefSeq lists its product as uncharacterized. Lineage: Eukaryota; Fungi; Basidiomycota; Agaricomycetes; Boletales; Suillaceae. The coding region runs from base 1 to 453 and encodes 150 amino acids. The transcript has a single exon. The record is from RefSeq and is a predicted model, not a curated record.